AUGGAUAUAGAUGAAAACGAAGAAAAUUCUUAUCAUGAUACUGAAGAAACAAAUAACAAUGAAGAUAAUUCAAAUGAAGUACCCUCAAACAAGAAAGAAGUAUGGGUCAAAAUAGAAUCAAAAAAACGAUAUGAAGUUUCAAUAUUGGCAGAGAAUUUGCCUGGAAAAAAACCUGAUGAAAAAAUUAAAAAUGCAUAUCACAUUAUUGAUGAUGCAAGUAAUAUAAUUGGUGUUAAGUACAUUUUCAUUGCUGGAAAGAAGAGAGUAGUUGCUACUUUCAAGAACAAAGAAUCUGCAGAUAAAGCUUGUUUAAAAAAUAUAUCAGAAAACAAUGAUUACAAGUUUGAAAAAAUAAUUAAAAGAAACGAAAAUUUAGAUUGGCAACAGAGAACUAUCAAAAUUAUGGAUAUCCCUUUAAAUGCAAAAAAGGACAUAAUUAAAAAUAUUUUUAACAAAUUUGGAGAAGUUGAGACAAUUUCUAUGAGACCUAGUGGAAUGUGGUAUACUGCGUUAAUAACAUUUAAAAGUGAAAAUACAAUAACUGAACUACAGAAUACAUGGUCAGUUUCAUAUUUUAAAGAUAGUAUGAGAAUCUAUCCAUAUAAAGAUUAUCAAAAUUUUUAUCAGCAGAGGAACUGUCAUGUUCUUAAACUGACUAAUAUUCCUUUUGGUACUACAUCUUAUGAUCUCGAAGACGUUAUCACUGCUGUUGGUGGAAAAACUUGUUUUCUUGCCAGAAACAAAAACUCAUAUAUCAGAACAAGAAUUGCUUACGUAGCAUUUGAAAAUGAGGAAUUGAUGACCAAUGCAAUGCACACAAAUUAUGCACUAAGAGAAAAAGAGCUAUUUUGGACUACUAUAAAUACUAAAACAUGCCAUAUUUGUGGAUCCCCAGAACAUCUUGCUGUUAAAUGUGAGGAAAAAGCAGACAGAGAAGAAAAACAGAUGAAAAAACAAAAAUUUAAUGAAUGUGUUAAACAAAAACAACUUGAGGUUUCAAACCAAAUGGGAAAAAUAGAAGACAAGUUAAAUCAAAUAACAUCCAUGCUAAUACCUAAUCAUCAAGAAGACGAAAU
Molecule: messenger RNA, 1076 nt
Organism: Entrophospora candida
Lineage: Eukaryota; Fungi; Glomeromycota; Glomeromycetes; Entrophosporales; Entrophosporaceae
Source: the annotation of a GenBank genome assembly